Molecule: messenger RNA, 2055 nt
Organism: Salarias fasciatus (jewelled blenny)
Lineage: Eukaryota; Metazoa; Chordata; Actinopteri; Blenniiformes; Blenniidae
Gene: samd10b
Product: sterile alpha motif domain containing 10b
Exons: 5
Coding region: 226-960 (244 amino acids)
Biological process (GO): cell surface receptor protein tyrosine kinase signaling pathway
Cellular component (GO): cytoplasmic side of plasma membrane
Molecular function (GO): protein binding
Source: RefSeq, a predicted model, not a curated record
CCCGGCGUCCGGGACAACAAAUGGCCGUGAACCGACGGAGGAGCCGGAGUGUGUUUCUCCCGUGUCCGCGCUGAGGCUGGUCCCCAUGCUCUCAGGGUAGGCUAGCCGGGGCAGGACGCGCUCUUCUCCCCCCUUCUCCGUCCCGGCAGCCCGCGUUUCCUCCGUGUGGAAGAAGAAUGGGAGAGUCCUGCUGACACCACGGAGAGAUACACGCUCAGACCCGGGAUGGCUGUGGACGCGGCCUCCAGCUUCAGUUUUUGCCGUGCCUCCCUGGAGCACACGGUGUCUGCUGAGGAGCUGAGCUACCAGCUGCCGCGUCGCGCCGGAGGAAGCAACCUGACCUGGCACGACGGCCGCGGCCAGCAGACGGCACACACACGCACAGUCAAACUCCUGCAGCAGCCCGGCACAGAGGGCAUACAGUUGCGUCCGGGCGAAGCCUUCACUGUGUACCACACCAGUCCUACAUUGUCCUGCCUGUCCAAACCGGUGGUGCUGUGGACUCAGCAGGAUGUCUGCAAGUGGCUUAAGAAACACUGUCCUCACAACUACCUAACCUAUGUCGAGGCCUUCUCCCAUCACGCCAUCACAGGUCGAGCACUGCUGCGUCUGAACGGAGAAAAGCUGGAGAGGAUGGGAAUCGUCCAGGAGACGCUGAGACAAGAAGUCCUCCAACAAGUCCUCCAGCUGCAGCCUCCUUUGGAAAUUUCUCUUAGCUCAUCCAUGGACCCACUUGGCAUCCUCUCCCUCAUCCCCUGCCACAGCACGUCUCUCGGAGCCAUGGAAGCGCUGCCGUCUUCAGAUAUGCGAGCGGAGAAUCAACAAGUGAAAAGGGGAGAGGACAAGCCUAUAGACUACGUGCCAGCUCGUCUGGAGGAUUCUCAUUUACCACAGCCAAUCUGGUUUCCAGACAGCGAGGCAGAGACAAAGCCGCGCUCAAGGCCGGAGCGCCCACUGUAACAUAACGAUAAGAUGAAAGAGUCACAACCCUACUGCUGAUGUAGGUCCAGGACUGGUUUAUACUCCAUCAGAGCAAAUCUUUUGGCUUCCUUUCUCAUUAAAAUCGGACUCUAACAAAAGCCUGCAUCGAUUUCUGACACAAGCUUUGCACAAGCAAGACGUUUUAAGAUCAUUACACAAAUACUGUGGUUUUAUAUAAUUUAAACUUUUGACUCUUGGUGGAAACGUGUUAAAAAGUGAUGGUGAAAACACAGAUCUAAAUCCAACAUUUGUAUUUGAACAAAGAAACUUGAGAGAAGCAAACUUCCAGUAAAUCUUAAUGUUUGCUUGAAGCCACAAUCCAAAGCCCCUUGAAAGAAAAUUAGACUUGAUCUUGAAUGCAUUUCACUAAUGCAAAUAUAAUCAAUUUCCCACCCACACGUCACUCUGCAUUUUCCUCUCAGGACUUCAGUUUCAGAAUUUUUUUGGCUUGGAGAAUCAAAAAUUAUACUUUGAGUUGAAUGUCAUACCCACAACGAAUCUUUUUGUAUUGUAAUCUAUCCGCAGUAAGUCAGUGACAAAUUAGAAGUAUUCCAUUUACUGUAUGACAGUUGUAGAGUAAAAUACACUUUACCUUGUGUAUACCAUUACAGUACAUUAGUCUUUUAUUAAUGGAGGUGAUUUCACGGAGGUAAUGUGAUAAUCACUGGCUGUUUGUGCUUGAGCAAGCAAUAAUUUAAAUGUUAAUAGCUGGGGAGAUAUUAGGGAAUCUGUUCUACAGAGAUGGGAAGGACUGUGUGAAUGAUUACAGAGGGGAAGAUGCAUCGUGCCAGCUGCAGCGGUAGCAAUUUCCAGAUUUGUAGCUUCAGUACUCUGUGUUUGCUGCUGUAUACUGUAUGUCACAUCUGACAAACAGGCACAAAAAGAAAAGACAAUCCUCUGUUGGAUUCCAUCCUGUUUUUGUCCCUGGUGUGAUGCCGUACGCUCAAACACUCAAACGAGAUACUGUGACGGCUCCUCAGAUGCGGAUUCCCGCUGUGACUGAAACCAGCACCUCUGAUGUCUCUGUGGCUGCUGCAGACAGUUUGCAAGAGGGUGACGCUUAAGUCACAUGAA